GUCGGCAUACGUGUCCUUCUGGAGCCCUGGAGCGAGACGUUGAUCACAUGAAGGCAUGCUUCUUCCUCCGCAGUCUAAUCGUCGUCUGAUAACCUGAAGACAUGCUUCUUCCCUCGCAGCCCCGUCGUCUGAUAUGCUAGAUCAUCCUUUAGGAGCUUAUUCAGCAAUCAGCAUUCUCAAGGCUAAAUGAUUGGCCAUGCAUGUUGCUCUAAACAUGGUUAAAAGGAUGUAGUUUCUUGUCACGAUGCCUUCAGUGAAUGGUUAUAAUUCAAUUGGGCCAUCAGUGUCCAGAAUGGACUGGCUGAAGGAGCAAUUUAAUAUAAUCAUGUUUAGUUUGUACAGUGAAUCUCCCAAUCCAUCAGAUUUCUGGAUCCCCAUUGCUGCAUACUUCGCUGUUGGCAUAGUCAGCCUUUUGGUGUUUCUGUACCUUUUAUCGCUGUGGAGGCGAAAGAUCAGUGUAAGCUGGAUGAAAGUGAUUGCCAGAUCAAAAAGGAAGAAUUUUGAGAGAAAUCAAAAAGUACCUACUGCGGAACAUAUAUGGUCUGCAGAACGAUUGCUUCGUGCAAAAGGACUGAAGUGCUGUGUAUGCUUAGAAUCCAUUUCACCUGGUCAGCCCCUUGGGCCAGUGAUAACAUCAGAGAAUACCGUUCACCGCUGCGAUGUUUGCGGCGCCGCUGCACACACGAUCUGCUCUUCAAAUUCUCAGAGGGACUGCAAAUGUGUCUCAUUGUUUGGCUCAAAACAUGUGGUCCAUCAAUGGACCGUGCUAUGGACAGAUAUAGCUGACCAGCCUGAAGAAGCUCAAUACUGUAGCCACUGUGAGGAGCCAUGCAAUGGAUCUUUCCUUGGAGGUCCUAUAUAUUGCUGCAUGUGGUGCCAACGGCUGGUUCAUGUUGAUUGCCACUCAAACAUGUCUAAUGAGGCAGGUGAUAUUUGCGAUCUUGGUCCAUUCAGACGCCUUAUUCUUUCCCCAUUGUUUGUCGUGACAAAGAACAAACCUGGUGGAAUUCUAAGCUCUAUAACACAUGGCGCAAAUGAAUUUGCAUCCACCGUACGUGGACACCUUAGGAGCCGAACCAGAAGACAGAAGCGUCAUAACAGAUUGCCUUCUGACUCUACGGCUGGUGAGAGUAAUGAUGAUUCAUCAAGUGAUACAACAUCGUAUUCUAAUCAGAGGACUAUGGAUGCCAAAGCAAAUGUGGGAAGUGUUCAGAGGUAUGCUGAUAAUGAAUUGUACAGCAGUGAGAGUGACUGUAAAGAAGUCGUGUCAGAACCAGUAAGACUAUAUAACGAUGAUGCGGGAGGAGCCAAACUCACGUAUGUGUUGACUGACCUGCCUGCCGAUGCCAGACCUCUUCUAGUAUUCAUCAACAAGAGAAGUGGAGCUCAGCGGGGAGAUUCUCUCAAACACCGGCUACAUUUCCUUUUGAACCCUGUGCAGGUGUUUGAGUUGAGUUCAUCACAAGGGCCAGAGGCAGGAUUGUUGUUGUUCCGAAAGGUACCACAUUUCAGGAUCCUUGUGUGUGGUGGCGAUGGUACUGUUGGUUGGGUUCUUGACGCGAUAGACAGACAAAAUUAUGAAUCACCUCCGCCUGUUGCGAUUCUUCCAGCUGGCACUGGCAAUGAUCUUUCAAGAGUUUUGUCAUGGGGAGGUGGUCUCGGCUCUGUUGAGAAGCAAGGAGGCCUCUGCACAGUUCUACAUGACAUAGAGCAUGCGGCAGUCACCAUUCUAGACAGAUGGAAAGUUACAGUAGAAGAUAAGCAAGCCAAGAAUGUGCUUCCGGUGAAGUAUAUGAACAAUUAUCUAGGUAUUGGUUGUGAUGCAAAGGUUGCACUUGACAUUCAUAAUCUCCGCGAGGAAAAUCCUGAAAAGUUCUACAGCCAGUUCCUCAACAAGGUGCUAUAUGCAAGGGAAGGUGCGAAGAGCAUGAUUGACAGGACAUUUGUAGACUUGCCUUGGCAAGUUAGGCUAGAGGUUGAUGGAGCUGAGAUUGAUAUACCAGAGGAUUCAGAAGGUGUUCUCGUUGCGAACAUUCCAAGCUAUAUGGGAGGGGUUGAUUUGUGGCAAAAUGAGGACGAGGAUAGUGCCGACAACUUUGAUCCACAAUCAAUCCAUGACAAGGUGCUCGAAGUAGUUAGUAUCAGCGGGACUUGGCAUCUGGGGACACUUCAGGUUGGACUUUCUCGUGCACGGAGGAUCGCCCAGGGCCAAACAAUCAAGCUGCAGUUUUCUGCUCCUUUUCCAGUUCAAGUGGAUGGGGAGCCUUGGGUCCAGCACGCCUGCACGCUGAAAAUAUCGCACCAUGGACAGGCUUUCAUGUUAAAGCGAACAAUCGAGGCGUCGCUGGGUCACGCCGCCGCGAUCGUGACGGACGUGAUUGAGCACGCCGAAACCAGCCAGCUGAUCACCGCGUCCCAGAAGAGAGCCCUCAUCCAAGAAAUGGCACUACGGCUCGCGUAAGUCCUUGCCAGUUCGCAAAGUAUUGCUUGUGAUGUUCUCCACUUAGCACUGCAAGGAAGACCUUUCUGCUGGCAUAACCUGAACCUGUGACUGAAGAGCAGAAGGACCUUCUCCUCGAUGGUGGAUGAAGGCAAGGAAGGAUGUGAUGAUGUAAAGAAAUGUGGUUGUUGUGCUGGUACAUGGUGAGUGUGCGUGUGUGUGUGUUAAGUCAUGGAGUGUAAAAGCUGAACACUCAUAAACUCCCUGCCAUGUGAAUGUGUGAUGUACAAAAUCAAAGGUUUUCCUUAGCGCCUUUCAGGUGUGGCUC
Molecule: messenger RNA, 2768 nt
Organism: Lolium rigidum
Lineage: Eukaryota; Viridiplantae; Streptophyta; Magnoliopsida; Poales; Poaceae
Product: diacylglycerol kinase 1-like
Exons: 9
Coding region: 245-2461 (738 amino acids)
Molecular function (GO): ATP-dependent diacylglycerol kinase activity
Source: RefSeq, a predicted model, not a curated record